Thermothielavioides terrestris NRRL 8126 is the source of this 1850-nucleotide messenger RNA. RefSeq lists its product as uncharacterized. Gene Ontology annotation, molecular function: orotidine-5'-phosphate decarboxylase activity. Bases 392 to 1630 code for a protein of 412 amino acids. Lineage: Eukaryota; Fungi; Ascomycota; Sordariomycetes; Sordariales; Chaetomiaceae. The transcript has a single exon. The record is from RefSeq and is a predicted model, not a curated record. Gene Ontology annotation, biological process: 'de novo' UMP biosynthetic process; 'de novo' pyrimidine nucleobase biosynthetic process. Gene Ontology annotation, cellular component: cytosol.
UGCCUACACGAGUUAGUGAAGCUUGCCGGCAGAAACGCCACAAAUAGCGCCGAGUUACCUGCCUUUAUUAGCCAGCUCACCGUCACUUGGGCGAGGGGCACACGUAACUUCACAUCCCCUCCCCCUGGCUCGCAUCCAAGCUACCGGUAUUUGCCGGUCGCCACGGUCGCCUCUGGGCUGGGCCGGACUGGUCGACGCUAGUCUACCUUAAGUGAGCUUACUGCUCCCCCUGCCUCCGGCGGCGACGAAGUACAUAAGAACUGCGCGAGCAGCAAGACAGACCGCCCCCGCUCCGUUGCACCCUGUUGUGCAUCCUCUCUGUUGUUUCCACGCCGCGCGGCACUCCCAAGUCAGAGACAAGAACGGUUGCCUCACAGGCUGACGGCACAAGAUGGCGGACCGCCAUGCCACUCUAUCUCAGACCUUCGCCGAGCGGGCCAAGACGGCGGCGCACCCGCUCACGCGCUACCUCUUCCGGCUGAUGGACCUCAAGGCGUCCAACCUCUGUCUCAGCGCCGACGUGACCACGGCGCGCGAGCUGCUGGCGCUGGCCGACAAGGUCGGGCCCUCGAUCGUGGUGCUCAAGACGCACUACGACCUGAUCUCGGGCUGGGACUACAACCCGCAGACGGGCACGGGCGCCAAGCUGGCGGCGCUCGCACGCAAGCACGGCUUCCUCAUCUUCGAGGACCGCAAGUUUGUCGACAUCGGCAAGACGGUGCAGAUGCAGUACACGGCCGGCACGGCGCGCAUAAUAGACUGGGCCCACAUCACCAACGCCAACAUCGACGCCGGCAAGGACAUGGUGCGCGCCAUGGCCGAGGCCGCGGCCAAGUGGAAGGAGCGCAUCAACUACGAGGUCAAGACGUGCGUCACCGUGGGUACGCCCGUGUCGGACCAGUUCGACGAGGCCGACGAGGCCGACGAGCAGCAGCAGCAGGAGGAGGAGGAGGAGCAGGCGCAUGCGGGGGGGCAGGCGCAGGGUCAGGGGCAGGCGCCGGCGUCGUCGUCGUCGGCGCACGCCUCGGCGCAACAGCGAGAUGACAAACGUGAGCCCCGCAGGCUCGCCGCGCAGGAGCAGCAGUCGAAGGAGGGCAAAGACGUUGACGGGCGGAAAGGGAGCAUCGUCUCCAUCACGACGGUGACGCAGUCGUUCGAGCCCGCCGACUCGCCGCGGCUGUCCAAGACCCACGAGCAGGGCGACGACGCCGUGUUCCCCGGCAUCGAGGAGGCGCCGGCCGACCGCGGCCUGCUGCUGCUGGCGCAGAUGUCGUCCAAGGGCUGCCUCAUGACGCCGGCCUACACGCAGGCCUGCGUCGAGGCGGCGCGCGAGCACAAGAGCUUCGUCAUGGGCUUCGUGGCACAGCAGUCGCUCAACGCGGCGCCCGACGACAACUUCGUCCACAUGACGCCCGGGUGCAAGCUGCCGCCGCCGGGCGAGGACGAGAACGGCCAGCUCGAGGGCGACGGCCUCGGGCAGCAGUAUAACACGCCGGACAAGCUCGUCGGCGUCUGCGGCACCGACAUCGUCAUCGUCGGGCGCGGCAUCAUCUCGGCCGCCGACCCGCCGUCCGAGGCGGAGCGGUACCGGAGGAAAGCGUGGAAGGCGUACCUGGCGCGGCUGGCGUGAAUUAACGGGGCGAGCAAAGCAACGUCUUUGUUUUAGGAUGGUGAACUCCCCUGUGGGCAUUCGGGAGCAUGUCUGCGACAGAAACAAACGGGGCCAGCAGACAGGGUCGGCAAAACCAAAAACAAGAGAGCGCCAGGCGAAAGGACCCCAGCGGGUUUCAAUUUUGAAUUUCGAUAUAGGGGAGGAAAGGAGGGGAUGGAAGGAGGGAUCCAAAUCUCGG